Molecule: messenger RNA, 4610 nt
Organism: Perca fluviatilis (European perch)
Lineage: Eukaryota; Metazoa; Chordata; Actinopteri; Perciformes; Percidae
Exons: 3
Coding region: 1327-3219 (630 amino acids)
Molecular function (GO): ATP hydrolysis activity; GTP binding
Source: RefSeq, a predicted model, not a curated record
UUUAAGUUUCUUCUCUUUUGAGGAGAAAACCAUAUGAAUAUAAUAAAGUUUAGUUUGAGUUUGGACUUUCCUGAGACUGUAAGAUAAAUACUACCUCUCCUCUCUCUGAAUUAACCAGGAUCUCACGGUUCAGGGCUGAUAAGAGUUAAUGAACAUGAAUUUACAGCUUCAAUAAUCUCCCGGAGUCCAAGGUUAAAUAUUAAACCGACCAUCCAACAUAUUGAAUAUCAGAUCAGUAUUAUUGUUUAUGUUGGCUGAGGUUAGUUUUACUAUGCACCACUAUUCAAGUAGUUAAGUUCUUUUCUGUUAUGACUGGAUGUUAAACUAGAUAGUGAAAUAAAGUUCUAUGGCAUUCAAUCUCUUUAUGUAGUGUUCAUGUUUUAUGGUGUUUCCUGAGCUAGAAUGAUAGCAAGCAUAGCUACAGGGUUAGUAUAUAUAAAUAUAGUAUAAAUACAUAUAGUAGUACAUAUUAGUAGUAAACAUAUAGAAUCACGGCUUUGGUCGUAAGGGCAUUAGAACAUGAGGCCCCAUUUCUUCUCUGUUCUGCCCCCUAUUUUCACCUAAAAAGGGUCAAAACAGUCCAAACCAGUAGAGUAUAAUGGCGGUCUAUAGAGAUGAAGAAGGCAUGCUGAGGGCAAGUCCGCCAUGAAUGGUGCUAAGGGUUUAACUCUAACGUCCACUCAGAGGCAUCGCAGAAGAUGCAACAUGGGUUGCAUCAGGCUGGUCCAUGUGAGCAGGAAUGUAGCAGUGGGGCAGACUUAUCAGUGGCAGGGGGGAGAGUUCAGUUACCCAGGCAUCCCAAGCUGUCAGGAUCUCCUCAGGAAGGAGCAGGUUAUUCCAUUCUCUCGGCAUUCCCACAGGCGUAAAAGAGUAAUUUGGCUUUUGUGGUGAAGUGAAGAAGGAGACCCACAGGGUCAUAGUGACUAGCCAGCACCCGAUAAACAUUUCUGAUGUAAUGCUCCACAGUCAGUUCUACUGAGCAUCUGAUACUGUGGUGGAGGAGAGUGGUCACUCCCAUCAUGUUUGCAAGGAUGUGUGCAUGCACGUCCCACCAACAGAGAAGUCUGCAUCAACAAUCAUAAACUUUAUUACACUCCAAUAAUAGGCGGGGCGUUUCUAUGCCUCCACUGGAGAAAACUCUGAGACCUGUUCAUAUUUUACGCAGAUUUUAUUCUUAGUCGGAGGAUAUUUGAUUAUAUAUUUUUUUUGUAUUUAAGAAGCUUCUAAAACAUGUGAAAACAAACUCAACUCUUCCCCCAUGAUAAGGUCACCAUAAUGUACAGUAUUUCUGUUUUGCAGUGAAAACUUGUGUGAAAGACAGAGAUAAUGUCUGAUAAAGAGCGGCUUUUGAAUACACUGAAAGAUUUGUCAGAUGAAGAAUUCAAGGAGUUCAAGUGGUUCCUGCAGCAGACUGACAUCCUGGUAGGAUUUCAGGCCAUCCCAAAGAACCAACUGGAAAAUGCAGACAGGCUGGACACAGUCGAUAAGAUCAUACAAACCUUCAGCCAUCAGUCUGUAGAAGUGGUGAAGCUGGUUUUCAAGAAGAUUAAUAGGAAUGAUCUGGUGGAGAAAUUAUCAAGCAUCAGCCCAGGAGCACAAGGCGAGUCUCCAUCUAAACCUACCGACCUGCUCCUGAACCCUCCGGUGGACAGAGCUCCGAAUACCAACACCUCAUCCAAAUAUGACAACAUCAUCUGCAAAGUUAAGAUCCAUUCAGGAUCUCCUGCUGUGUAUCGGCUGAAACCAAAGAAAGAGAACAUUGAAUCUCUGACAAGAAUGACUCUUGGUGAAAAAAAUCCAAAUAACAAAAACAAAACCAUCUUACUUGUUGGUGAAACAGGAACAGGAAAAUCUACUCUGAUCAACGCUCUGGUCAACUACACCAUGGGAGUGGAGUGGGAGGAUGAUGUCUGGUUUCAGAUCGUAGAAGACGAGAAGAGAAGUCAAUCAGAAAGUCAGACAUCAGAUGUGAUGGUGUACCAGAUCUUUGGUUUUGAAGAUAAAACUCUGCCCUACUCUCUGACCAUCAUCGAUACUCCUGGAUAUGGAGACACCAGAGGACAGAAUCACGAUGACAUCGUCAGUCAAAGAUUAUUAGACUUGUUCCAGUCAACGGAUGGAGUUCAUGAGAUUGAUGCAGUGGGUCUGGUCAUGAAAGCAAGUGAGAAUCGACUGAGUGACCGACUGAGGUACAUCUUUGAUUCAGUGGUGUAUCCAUUUGGAAAAGACAUGGAGAAGAACAUUGUCGCCCUCAUCACACACUCAGAUGGAAGAACACCAAAAAAUCCUCUACAAGCUGUCGAAGCUGCGAUGAUUAAAUGUGCCAGAAAUGAGAAGAAUCAACCUGUUCACUUCCUGUUUAAUAACCGCCAGGAUGAAGACAGGACAGAGGACAUAAAAGUCCUUAAACGUGCAGAUGCAACAACAACAGAAGGAAUGAUUCAGUUCACAAAGUUCCUUGAAAAAACUGCACCUCAAAAUAUGGAGAAAACCAUGGACGUACUAACCGAGCGCACCAUACUGACAACCUGCAUCCAAAACCUGCAAGAAAAAAUUGAGUCUAUUGAAAAGAAACAGAGAAUUAAAAAGGAGAAUCAGGCACUCCUGAAGAAACACAAACAAGACAUAAAGGAUAAUAAGGAGUACAAAAUAAAUCAAAAGAGCGUCAUCAAAGUUAAAGAACCAAUUGACGGUGGAGAGAACUGGUGGAUGUUGGGGUUGUAUGGAGCUCUCUGCUGUACAAAAUGUAAGAAGACCUGUCACUAUCCAUGCAAAUGUAUCUUUCAUGCAGUAUUCUGUGAGAUUAUAGACUUCAAUGACGCAUGCAAGUCCUGUGGGUGUAAUGAGUCAUAUCAUGUGAAAGAGACCUGGAGGUAUGUGGAGAAGGAAAUCACAAGCAAGGUGACCGUAAAAGCUAUGAAAGAGAAGUAUGAAAAGGGUCGAGCAGGCUUUGAUAAGGCAAAAAGCCUUUUGGAAACUCUUGAGAAGGAAAUAGAAAAACUUCAGAAAGAAAAACAUCAGUGGUUGGAAAAAUCCUUUGAGCAUGUUGUGAAACUGGAGCAGAUCGCCCUGAAGGUUGAUUCAGUGUCCACUCGUGACCACUUGGACUUCCUAAUUAAGAGGAUGAAGGACACAGCGAAGAAGAGGAAACUGGAAGAGAUGAAAAGUCGAGCUGAUGACAAUGAAGGAACCACAGGAGCUGGUAAUGCAAAGAACUAGAUGAACUAGAGUCACUGAGAGCAGACAGCUGUGUAGAAAACAAGGUCUACACUGAUGAUCAAAUAUGUUUUAUUAUAGUUCUAUUAAAGCUACACUAUGUAACUUUUAGCCCUACAGGUUGUCUCAUUGGAACUACAAAUAACACUACCCAACGUAGUUCCAAUGAGACAACCUGUAGGGCUAAAAGUUACAUAGUGUAGCUUUAAGUGUGAUGUUGAUAAGAAAAUUAAAAUGAAAUCACCUUUUCAUUUUUAAUUGUGUAAUUCCUGUAAACAGCUCUCUCUGUGAUGUAAUGUUCUUGUAGUUCCAUGUUUAAGCACCAUUCUCGUAUUUUAUGUUUUAAAUUUUUUUUAUUGUUUUUAACUGCUUAAUGUUGAGUACAGCAGCUUCCUUCCUCUAUAUCACAAACUGAAGUCAGAUAGAGUUGUACACAAAUACAUGUAUUGUUCUUUACUUUGGGUGAAUUGGAUAUUUUAAUGUUUUUCUAAUGUGCUUUUCAGUUAGUAGAAGGCUGUGAUUUAUUUUGAUGUGUACUAAUGUUUGGGAUGACUUUUAGGAUUAAAAUGUUUCAGAAGACAGGAAACAUUGAUUCAUUCAUAUUGGAGUUUAUUUUUUAUUUUGAGUGAAUAAAUAUAUUAUGUUGUUGCUCAUAAAAUCAUAUCCUGACUGAUGCAAUUCUCUGUGAAUCAUUCAUAAAAUAUCAGCUGUUUCUAUUCUUGUAGUUUCAUGUUUAAUCCCCAAAUUCUCACUCCCAUCUCGUCAACAUGCCGAUGCUUGGUCAGACCUUUCUGGUGUCACACCCUGAUGCAGUUUUCUGUCAAAUAUUAAUAAAAUGUCUGCUUGAUAUGAGUUUGUUUAGAGUGUCUUCACUGGAUCAUCAGCAGCUGAUACAGAAGAUAAUCAGUUUGGGAGUCUGAUAACUGACGAUGUGAAACAAAGUUUAUGAUCCAAUCAGAAAGAGGAUUAGAACAUGUUUUAUUUGGUGACUCCUUUUGUCUCAGUGAGUUUCUCUGUUUCUAUUUAGUAUUUAUUGGUUGUUAUGCUGAUUAUGUUUCAUUGUUUUAAACUGGGUUGUUAUUAAAAAGUCUCCUAAACUCAAUAAAGUUUUGAUUUGAAGGGAGAAGAUAAAGCAGCAGUGAUGUUUCCUUUUGACCAGCAGGUGGUGAAAGAAACUAACUGAAGCUGAAACACCCACUGGAGCUGGAAAUUAUACAUCCUUUAUAGUUUACAUAGUUUAAUAACAUGGAAAUAUCAUCACUGUCAAAUAUAAAUCCAAGCACGCUGUUAAUAAACUGUCAUAUCAUCUACCUCAUAAAGAAACCGCUUACAUUAAUUGUCCCAUAUUUAUUGCAGCACCCUUUGCACUCAGCACUAUUGUCUUACUCUUAAAG